CUGGUCUCUGCUUUGCACAGCCUCACCAGGCACGUCGUCUAUCGCGGCUGGACCAGGGCAGAAGAUAUCCUCGCUCUCUUUCCAGAAAACUUCCACCAAAACCUGAAAAACCUUUUGACUAAGAUCAUCUUGGAGAACGUCUCUGCUUGGAGGAGUGAAGCCCAAGCAAGUCAGAUCUCCCUGCCUCGCCUGGUCGACGUGGACUGGAGGGUGGACAUCCAGACAGCUUCAGACAGCAUCAGCAGGAUGGCAGUCCCCACCUGCCUGCUCCAGUUAAAGAUCCAGGAAGAUGUUGCCUUAUGUGGAGAUAACCCUGUUGUUUCUGCACUGACUGUGGAGCUGAGCAAAGAGACCCUGGACACCAUGCUGGAAGGUCUGGGAAGGAUCAGAGACCAACUUUCAGCUGUUGCAAACAAAUGA
This is a messenger RNA of Merops nubicus (carmine bee-eater), 420 nucleotides long. RefSeq names its product COMM domain containing 9 (gene COMMD9). Lineage: Eukaryota; Metazoa; Chordata; Aves; Coraciiformes; Meropidae. The record is from RefSeq and is a predicted model, not a curated record. The transcript has 4 exons. The annotation marks the transcript as partial.